Molecule: messenger RNA, 1368 nt
Organism: Lactuca sativa (garden lettuce)
Lineage: Eukaryota; Viridiplantae; Streptophyta; Magnoliopsida; Asterales; Asteraceae
Product: cyclin-D3-2
Source: RefSeq, a predicted model, not a curated record
CUCUCUCUCUCUCUCUCUCUCUCUCUCUCUCUCUCUCUCUCUCUCUCUCUCUCUCUCUCUAGAAUUGCAGAGAUUAAAAGGUGUGUAGUCUAGAGAGAGAAACAGCAAAAGACAUGUUAGAAAACCUCACAUUCGUCUAUUUCUUUUCUUUAAGAUAAUGAAUUGGAGCUUCUUACAUCUACUUACCACAAGAAGAUGAAAAACGAGAAUGUGUGUUCUGAAAACCCUGCAUUUUCUUUCGAUGAUGGUCUUUUAUGUGAUGAGCAGGAAAACGAUUUGGAUUUCGGAUGUGGGUUUGGGUUUGGUUUAUUCGAACAAGAAAUUCAAAUCGUGAAAGAAAAAGCUCAUCUUUUUACCCAUUUUGAACAUGAUCUGUUAUGGGAAGAAGACGAGCUUGCUUGUCUUUUGUCUAAAGAGAGAAAUCUUGUUUCAGAAGAAGGGGAUUUGUUCAAUGGUAGGGUUUUACUAGGUUUAAGGAAAGAAUCUGUCGAUUGGAUGAUUAGGGUUAGUACCCAUUACGGAUUCGUUGCUAUGACAACCAUUUUGGCUGUUAAUUACUUCGAUAGAUUCUUGUUGAGCGAUUCUUUCCAGAAAGAUAAGCCGUGGAUGAAUCAGUUAGCUGCAGUCGCUUGUCUUUCUCUAGCUUCUAAAGUUGAAGAAAUCCAUACCCCUCUUCUCCUCGACCUGCAAGUCGAAGGAUCAAAAUACGUAUUCGAAUCCAAGACUAUAAUGAAAAUGGAGCUUUUAGUGCUUUCGUCUCUUCAAUGGAAGAUGAAUCCAGUAACCCCACUUGCAAUCUUCGAUUAUACAAUGAGGAGGCUUGGUUUAAUCACUCAUCGUCUUCAUUCAGAGUCCAUUAACAGAUGCGAAAGAUUUGCUCUUGCUGUCGUCAAUGAUUCAAGGUCUCUGGUUUAUCUUCCAUCUGUAAUCGCUGCUGCUAUAAUGUUUCUUGUGUUCAAAGAGAUCGAUCCUGACAACUCACUAGAUUAUCAAGAACGAGUCAAAGGUUUUCUUGAAAUUAACGAGGAAAAGAUAGAGGAGUGUUCUAAUUUCAUCCUGGAAGUAUCAGAAACUCAAGGUCUAACUCAGAAGCGAAAGUACCAAUUUACCCCUGAAAGUCCAAAUGGUGUGAUCGAUUCCUAUUUCAGCAGAGAGAACUCUAAUGAUUCAUGGGCAAUUUCGUCAUCUGUUUCAUCUUCACCGGAACCUGUUUUCAAGAAGAAUCGAGUUCAGGAACAACAAAUGAGACUGGCGCCAGCUUGUCGAGUGGCCCUAAGCAAAGCUCAUUGAACUCUGAGGGUAUUAUGGUAAUUUCACAAACCCUUGUUUUGAAUAUUUAUUUGCCGAAGUAUGUUGUUUAAGGUGUAA